AUGCUCGAUUACUCAAAGCAGCACAAGGCGUAUCGUCUGCUGAAUCAAAGCACGAAAGCAAUUAUUAUCUCGCGCAGCGUGACAUUUGCGGAAAACGCGCCAACAAUAAAAACGCACAGACAGGGUGCUCCAAGUCUGAUCGAAGUCGUGAAAGAUGAUGAGCAUGAUCAAGAGCCAAGCGACACAACAGCCAGGGCGAGUUACCAGACCCCACCGAAAGGACCCAGAGGGGCUCCGGCAUGUGUCGAGGAAGUGCUGAAUGAGCGUUCAAGAGGCGCUAUGCCAACACACCGUUCAGGUACACCAGGACGCGACAGUGAGAACGAGUCGUAUGUGCGAAUGGCGCGCAAGAAGCAGGCGGUGUUGCGCUACGAACAUGAGUUCCCAAAUCUGCGGCGCGGAAAUUUCAGCCUGGAUGACCGUGAAACCGAACACGACGCGUUGUACUGUUUCAGCGCUGAAGAUGACGGCGAGAGCGAUUCGACGUUCGAACAAGUGCAGCAAAGCAAAUACAGAGAUAAGUGGCUGCGUGCAAUGGAAUGUGAAAUUCAACCACUGGCGCAGAACAAGACAUGGACGCUUGUGGAUCUACCGAGUGACAAGAAGGCAAUUGGGUGCAGGUGGGUGUUCCGAAUUAAAUGCGAGCCGAGUGGAAAGAUUCUCAAAUUCAAGGCGCGGCUCGUUGCCAAGGGCUUCACUCAACGGCCAGGAGUGGACAACUUCGAGAUUUAUGCGCCGGUGGCGCGCAAGGAGUCAAUCAACGUGGCUCUGGUGCUUAGUGUACAAAUUUAA
This is a messenger RNA of Plasmopara halstedii, 792 nucleotides long. RefSeq names its product retrotransposon unclassified. Lineage: Eukaryota; Oomycota; Peronosporomycetes; Peronosporales; Peronosporaceae. The record is from RefSeq and is a predicted model, not a curated record. The transcript has a single exon. The coding region runs from base 1 to 792 and encodes 263 amino acids.